AUGGACAUAAAGAACGGAAGUGAUUUGACGCUGCUUUUUGAGGAUCCGUGGCGCAGUAUUGACUGGCUGCAGCGCAAGGGGCUGCUGAAACGGGAUCAGCUAUGCCCGAAAUGUGGCGGGUCCAUGAAGCCGAAGAAGAUGACCGGUGGCGACCGCUACAAGUGGUUGUGCCGCCGGAAGGCAUGUGCAACUGCUUGUAGUAUUCAGACGGGCUCCAUCUUCUACGACUCGAAAGGAAGUUUGAAGCAGCUGACGCGGCUGAUGUAUGAAUGGGCCGCCAAAUCGCCAGUUAGCCGUGCGAUGACGGAGACCGGCUUGAGUCGAUGCGCUGUCCUCGACUGGUAUAAACUGCUCCGCAGUUUCCUUUUCGAUUUUGUGUUCGACAGUACGUCGAGGCAAAUCGGCGGAGCAGGGAUGACCGUCGAGGUCGACGAGACGAAAGUCGCUCGCCGGAAGUACCACGUUGGGCGAGUGCGGGAGUCUCACAAGGACUGGUUGGUUGGUGGCAUUUGCCGGGAAACUGGUGACAUUUUCCUGGAGCGUGUGCAGACCAGGACUCGUGAAGUACUCCACGAGCUAAUCCAGCGACACGUAGUCUCCGGUACCCGCAUCCUAUCGGACUGCUGGGCGGGCUACAAUGGGCUUGGUGCCCUUGGGUACGAGCAUGCGACAGUUAACCACUCACGCAAUUUCGUCGACCCGUUGCAGGGUGAUGUACACACGCAACGGAUCGAGAAUGUGUGGCGGUGGCUGAAGCAUUUUCUCCGCCAAAAGGGCACCAAUAUCCAUGGUUCGUUGGAGGGCUACUUUGCGGAGCACAUGUUCCGCAAAGAGCACAAGACGGACGUCUUCGCGGCCCUGAUCGACGUGCUCGCUCGCGAAACAUGUUGA
Messenger RNA from Anopheles funestus (African malaria mosquito), 891 nucleotides. RefSeq lists its product as uncharacterized. Bases 1 to 891 code for a protein of 296 amino acids. The transcript has a single exon. NCBI's taxonomy places the organism in Eukaryota, Metazoa, Arthropoda, Insecta, Diptera, Culicidae. The record is from RefSeq and is a predicted model, not a curated record.